AUGCUGUCAAACCUCGUCCGCAGCACCACGCGCCAGCGCGCCCGGGCGCUCCUACAGGAUGCCGGUCUGGCAUCGAAGCUUUCCCGGGCCCGUCCGGGUCCACAGCUGAUGCAGCUUGCAACCCGAAGCUGCCAGAGCUUCCCUGGCCCUGUGCGGUCGCGGCCGGUGCUUUGCUGGAGACGUGCUUUGGGCGCUUCCCUGCUACUUGCCUCUUGUGGCAUGCUUGCAGCACCCACGGCCUUUUCGCUCCGGAGCUCCCCCGAGGGCCCUGCGAAGUGCGAGGAAACUCCUUUGCAGAGCGACAAGGGCCAGGAUGCAAAGGCCAAGAGCAGCCCCGUUGCAACGGUCCUCAAGGUCUCUGCGGCACUCUUCUGCUGGGGACUCUUUGCCGGCCUAUGGUUUGCCUCCAUAACGCUGCCCGCCGCCCUCGUCUGGGCAGCAUCCACAGGCCGCUGGAAGGUUGUGUCAUCGAUCUUUGCAGCAUACUGCUUCCCGCACAUGGUGCAGCUUCCUGCCCUGCCACGCAGCAUCCGCCACGGCUUUUGGGUGGGCCUUGAGGGUUGGUUCCCUGGGGGCAUCCAGGUGGUGCACAGUCAAAGCGCCGGUGAGCCCGAGCCAGAACCGCCGACUCAAAGAAAGAGGCUGUUCUGCAUCCACCCCCACGGGAUCUACACCAUCGGCGCCCUGACUCUCCCGGAUCAGAUGCCAGAGGUCCGCCUUUGCAUGGCUCCCUAUCUCUACAACUUCUCGCCCGCGUUCCGGAUGGCCGCAGAUCUACUUGGGAUCAAGGUGGGUUCCACUGGGCCGCGCGCUCUCCGUCGGCUGAUGCGCAAGGGGGAGAGUCCCCUUGCCUUGGUCCCUGGUGGCUUCGAAGAGGCCACGGUGACCUCCCCGGGGACCGAGCGAGUCUUUCUGAAGACCCGUGCUGGCUUUGUCAAGUAUGCGCUGAGGCAUGGAUACGAUGCUCGGCUUGAAAGCCGAUCCCGACCGCUCCAAAGCCGACAGCCGGCCGACUUAGUAGGCGCAGUAUCUCGAAUACGUGACGUGUCCAGGGAGUGGAAGCUGGGGUUGCUCGUUGCGAAGCUGGAUGUGAGAGGGGCGUUUGACCGUAUCUCCAGGGCUAAGGUCGCAAGCUUCCUCACGUCUAGGCUACAACUUCAAGGUCUGGGACGUGAACUUCGCUACUUGCUAUUGCAGCUAAUGCCAAACCAGCUACAUGGGUGUGUGCCUGGAGGUGGGGAAAUCUGCAUUGAAUGCGACAUUGGCAUUAAGCAGGGGUCACCCGAGUCCGCUGAGCUCUUUGGGGUGAUCAUGGAAGAAGUUCUUCAGGACGUUCGUCAUGGCAUGCAGUGGAGAUCUUUCCCGGAACCGCUUGGGGAUGUGGGGAUCGACAUGCUACAAUACCAGGACGAUGUUUUCCUGUUCGAAACUGCGGUCGAUAAUCUCUCUCGGAAAAUUGGACUGAUCGAUGCAGCUCUUCAGGCAGUGGGUUUGGAACUCGCUAUGGACAAAACUGCAGUUAUCGCCUCUGAGCAUUACGUGGGGAACCGACUGGUCCGAAUUGGGGCUGCCACUGUCGAGGUUUUGCCGGCGUCCUGCACCAUUCGCGUCUUGGGGUUAGACUUUUCCUUUGAGGGUUUCUCCAGUCGACAGGCUCGUGACCUAGUGGCCAAGGCGAGGGCAGCCGUUCUCUGGUUGAGUCCUCUUUUACUUGGGUGGCAGGGGCCGUCUUUUGGUCCCCUGACGAUUUGGCACUUCUCAACACGGUCCAAACACAUAUCAUCAGAGAUGCUUUUCGACUCGGUCGCCUGA
Molecule: messenger RNA, 1812 nt
Organism: Symbiodinium sp. CCMP2592
Lineage: Eukaryota; Dinophyceae; Suessiales; Symbiodiniaceae
Source: the annotation of a GenBank genome assembly